Molecule: messenger RNA, 2511 nt
Organism: Geodia barretti
Lineage: Eukaryota; Metazoa; Porifera; Demospongiae; Tetractinellida; Geodiidae
Source: the annotation of a GenBank genome assembly
CUGGAGGCUUACGGCGUUCAGAACUUCAUCGAAAAAUGUAAGGAGAACGUCUUCCAAUACGAGCAGGAUUGGCGGCAGAUGACAGAACGCAUCGGAUUCUGGGUCAAUCUCGAUGAAGCCUAUAUCACGUUGUCGAACGAUUACAUUGAAAGCGUCUGGUGGGUCCUCCGACAAGCGUGGGAGAAAGAACUCCUGUAUCAGGGACAUAAGGUGCAACCGUAUUGCUAUCGGUGCGGCACAACCUUAGCGAGCCACGAAGUCGCACUCGGUUACCAAGAGGUCGCCGAUCCGUCUAUCUUUGUUCGCUUCCCGCUGAAAAACCGGGAGAAUACCUACCUACUCGUUUGGACGACGACCCCGUGGACGUUACCUUCUAACGUCGCUGUCGCUGUCGGUGAAGAUUACGAUUACGUUUCCGUUGAAGAAGAAAACGGACAGCACCUCAUUCUCGCAAAAGAGUGUAUACCCAGUUUAUUCGGAGAUGAAGCCCCGCAAAUCGUCGAAAAUUAUAAAGGCAGCGACCUCCAAGAAUGGGAAUACGAACCCUUGUUUGAUGGCGGACAGCAUCCCGAAAGAUCCCACUACAUCGUCACAGGUGAUUUUGUAACGACGACAGAGGGGAGUGGCUUAGUUCAUAUUGCUCCCGCUUUCGGACAGGAUGACUAUGACAUCGGGCAGAAAUACGGUCUGCCGCUCGUGCAAUUGGUGGGUCCCGACGGUAGAUUUGUCCCAGAAGUUAAAGACGCAUGGGCGGGUGAAUACGUCAAAGACGCCGAUCCGAAAAUCAUCGAAAACUUGGACGGACGUGGGCUGUUAUUUAAGGCAACCGAGUAUACGCACCAAUACCCGUUCUGUUGGCGGUGUGAUACCCCGUUGCUCUAUUAUGCCCGCGAAUCGUGGUUUAUCCGGACGACCGCCAUCCGAGAUCGGAUGCAUCAGCACAAUCAGCAAAUCAACUGGUAUCCCGAGCAUAUCAAAGACGGACGUUUCGGCAAUUGGUUGGAAAACAAUAUCGACUGGGGAUUGAGUCGUGAACGUUAUUGGGGCACCCCCUUGCCGAUCUGGGUAUGUGACGACUGCGGGCAUCAGCACUGUAUCGGCAGUAUCGCCGAAUUGCAGGAACUCGGUACCGAUGUGCCAGAUGAUAUUGAACUCCACCGUCCUUAUGUAGACGACGUUGCCCUCGCGUGCGAAAAAUGCGGUGGCACGAUGCAUCGCGUGCAAGAUGUCAUUGAUUGCUGGUUUGAUUCCGGUUGUGCGCACACGGCGCAGUGGCACUACCCUUUUGAGAACAAGGAGAUGCUGGAGCAGGCGUAUCCCGCCGAUUUCAUCUGCGAAGCCAUUGAUCAGACCCGUGGAUGGUUCUAUAGUCUCUUAGCAACCGGCACACUCCUCUAUGACAAACCCGCCUACAAAAACUGCCUCUGUCUUGAACUAAUUAUGGGACCCGACGGCCAAAAGAUGAGUAAGAGUCGAGGCAACACAGUGGAUCCGUGGACAAUUCUGAACGGACAAGGCGCAGAUGCGAUGCGCUGGUAUAUGUUCACCGCAACCACACCGUGGACACCACGCACUUUCAAACCAGAGGGCAUUGAUGAAGCGUUGAAGAAGUUCAUGGGAACUCUUCAGAACGUCUAUAGUUUCUUCGUCAUGUACGCCAACCUUGAGCAGAUCGAUGUCCUGCAAGAUGCACCCCCUAUUUCGGAACGCGCCACGGUAGACAGGUGGAUCUUGUCUCGCCUCCACACCGUCAUCGACAAGGUGCGCGACGAGAUGGAAAAUUAUCAUCUCACGAAUGCCCCGCGCGCGAUUGAGGCGUUUGUGGACGAUCUCAGCAACUGGUAUGUCCGCCGCUCCCGCGAUCGCUUCUGGGGCGCGGAAGCCGGACCCGACAAGCAUGCCGCCUACGCCACGCUUUAUGAGGUACUCGUAACCGUUGCGAAACUCGCUGCACCCUUCGUUCCAUUUUUGGCGGAUGGACUCUAUCGUAACUUGGUGUGUUCGCUGAAUACUGAGGCACCCCUAAGUGUUCACCUCGCUGAAUAUCCAGUUGCAGAUGCCGCACUCAAAGACGCGCAAUUAGAAGCAGAUAUGGAUUUCACACGCGAAGUCAUUAGCAUGGGGCACGCCGCGCGCAACCGUUCCGGCAUUAAGACACGCCAACCCUUGGCAGAAAUCACCCUCGGCGCGCUCUCCGACGUAGAGAAAGCGACCGUGAAUCGUUUGGCAGACCUCAUACACGAUGAGCUCAAUGUCAAAGCGAUCCUCUUCACAGAGGACUUGAACGCUUUCGCACAGGUGACACUCAAACCCAACUUCAAGGUAUUAGGACCCAAAUACGGUAAAGGUGUGCAAGCCAUCGCCAAAGCACUCGCCUCUGCAGACGCAGUCGCGUUGAAGGCGGAGUUGGAAGCCGCGGAAGUUUGCAAGUUGAAGCGUCGGGAGAGACAUACACCCUUGAGUCGUCCGAAGUUGAUGUGCAGACCCAGAAUCGGGAGGGUUUCUUUGUAG